CGCACCGCUAACCCGCCAUCUGGCGCUUCAACAUUCGCGUGCCCAUUGACCGGUCCUGACUACGCCCUUUCAACUCUCUGGACUUGCGCCCUGAUAUCUUCGCCCCACAAUUAAUCCCUUUGCGGACUCGAACUCCCCCCCGUUCUCCUUGUCAACCCUUGCCCGUGCUCCCGUUGAAUGCUGUUUGAUAUUCUGACCUUUGCACCCGGCCAUGUCAACCACUUCGCCCGCUUGACUUGGCGAGACACAAACAGGCCUUGAGAAACUGUAGGCGGUCAAAAGGGACUUGCUGCUGCACUUUGGCGGUUGACAUAGCAAGCCGCUCUUUUGCAGCCUGCCGACCGAGCAUGGCCGCUCUCCCACAGCAUGCAGUAAACAUCAAUCCCCCCGACGAGCGCGACAUCAGCGUCUCGCCCGCCACGAUAAGUCCCAAGACAGGAUCACCAGCACUCCGACCAGCCAUCGAGACUCGUGAUUCACAACCUCGAGUGGCUUCGCCGUUGCGGACGGAGCACAAGCCCAAUGCCUCAUUACCCAUCGAUGCAGUUCCCAAUGGUAUACUCCUACCAUCACCUAUGGUGGUGGGAACGUCGGCUUCCGCAGCCAUUGAGUCUGGCUCCGAGUUCCCUUUCUCUUCGCCGCCAGGGGUUUCAGGUGUCAGCCCGACCAACGACUUGAUGCAUAAAUCGCCCGAUGCUCAAGAUGCGCAGCAAGAGGAGGAGAGCGAUAUUGCUACCGAUUUGGCUACCGCAACCAACGGCGGAUUGUCACGCAAACCUACAAGGGAGCUUGGCACCGCUACUCCUCGCAGGAGCGUGCAAUUUGCCCGUUCUGGGGCUCACGGAUCUGACAAACCUGCCAGUGAGUACCUUGGUCAUUCGAGGCAGCAGUCUUUGGGAUUCGGUGAAGACCAGGCGACGAGAGGAGCAGACAAAGAGAAGUUGGGUUCGCAACUCAUGUCCAAGCUGAAGGCGUUGACGACACCAAUGACACAGGGACAUACCAGAAGCUUGAGCGGAUGGUCCUUAGGCGGGUUUGGAUCUGAUGAUAAGAUGGCACCCUCCUCUCCAGGAAACGAUGGUACCACGGAGCCUAGAUUUGGGGGCUACGAAGCAGAUGCAGAUGCGGAAGAGAGCGCGGCAGAGGGCAAUGGACCUUCUAGAACAAAGCGGAAGAGAAAAUUCCGCAAGGAGACGGACGAGGGACCAUCCACGGCCCCAACAACACCACGAGUUACACGUGUACCUGCAUUCAGACGCGAUUCUGUUGAUCGAGACCGUACUCCACCUGCAUCUGCACCCCACAGCCGCCCCGCCUUCCUACCACGACGCGCUACCAUGUCGGAUAUACCUGAACAUCAAAGAGCGGCUGUUUCGGAGGAUGAAGGGCGGAGUAGGUUAAACGGCGACGGUUUUCUUCGAAGAGGUAGCAACUGGGUGUCUGGUCAUAGAGGUUUGACCUAUAGUGGACCUCGACCCAUUCCGCGCAGCGACGACAUAGCUGAGGCCUCCAGACGACCUACAGCACUUCGCAUGCUGACUUCUUUCGCGGGACGUGAUGCGGAUGGUUCGCCGUCACCGUGGCGAGUUAGACAAGAACGAGCUACGAGUAUGGGUCAACAAAGAUGGCGUCAAUUGAAAGCUGGUUUAAAGAUGCUGGGUACUCGGAGGAAGGAUGAUACAACUCGUGUUGAUACGGCGAAGUCGGCAGAACUAAUGGCAGAGUUGCUAGCUGGUGCACCAGCUGCCCUCAUUUUCGCCAGCAUGUUUCAAAGGGAUGAGCGUGGACAUAAACGUGUGCCGGUCCUUUUAGAGCAACUGCGCCUCAAAGUCACAGACAGUGAGCGAGACGACGAAGGUAAACACGCAAUAUUCCGCAUCGAGCUCGAGUAUGGGAGCUCGCUUGCUCGAAUGAAGUGGGUCAUCAAACGUGAUUUACAAGAUUUCGCCAAACUGCAUGUCAAAUAUAAGACAGAGGAGAACGUCGAAAAAUACAGGCAUCCUACGAGAAAAUCCGAGCGCUCGAAACUGCCCAAGUUUCCGAGAAGCGCAUUUCCUGGUUUUGUUGGAGAUUUCUUUAGCACACGCGGUCUUAAGUUCGAUGAGUCCGAUGAAGAACAGGAGGAACACACUGCGGGCGAGCAGAGCGGUGUUGAGGGAGCAAUUAGCGAGACCGAUCGUCCAGGUAAAGGAGGGAGGAGAAGACGCUCAUCGUUCCAACUGUCGAGGAAAAAGUCUGCACGAUUUGGACAACAGGACUCUGGUGUUAACACAGGUCUCUCAGGAAAGCGUGCAGAAACAGUACCUGAAAGACAACGAAGAAAGCUGGAAGAGUAUCUCCACAAACUCGUAACAUACGUCAUGUUCGGGCGCAAUAGCAACCGCCUAUGUGCCUUUCUCGAGCUCUCUGCUUUGGGGGUUCGUCUUGCUUCCGAAGGUUAUCAUGGCAAGGAAGGAGUGCUCAGCAUUAGGUCGACACGUGGUGUGGAUUUUAAGCCUUUCUAUAAAAAGGCUUUGAAGUUCCCGUCUGGCAGUGAUAAGUGGUUUCUUGUCCGCCAAAGCUACCUCGUUUGUGUCGACUCUCUGGAGGAGAUGAAUGUCUAUGAUGUCAUACUAGUUGAUCCCGAGUUUUCUGUUGAAAGAAAGAGAACUGGCAAAAAGCGCGAUGACAGCGCUAAGGAACUUGCCAAACGAGCUGGGGAUGCGGCGCGACAUCCAACGCAUCAUCAACUGAGGAUCAACAACACGGAAAGACUCUGGAAACUCACAGCCAGGAGCGAGCACAUUGCUGCCCAAUUUGAAGAAUCCAUCAAAUUUAUUGCAUCACAAUCAGAAUGGGCGAAGCACCACAGGUAUGACAGCUUUGCGCCUGUCAGACACAAAGUAUGGGCACAGUUCCUGGUAGACGGCCGUGACUAUAUGUGGAAUGUCUCUCGAGCAAUCGAUAUGGCGAGAGAUGUGAUAUAUAUUCACGACUGGUGGCUCAGCCCACAAUUAUACAUGCGUCGCCCGGCGGCAAUUAGCCAACGAUGGAGGCUUGACAGGCUUCUUGCACGUAAAGCUGCCGAGGGCGUCAAGAUUUAUGUCAUCAUGUACCGGAACAUAAACACAGCCAUACCCAUCGACUCGGAAUUUUCAAAGUUCUCCUUGCUCGCGCUGAAUCCUGAAGGCAAGAACAACGUCUUCGUCCAAAGAUCACCGAACCAGAUCCGGCAGGGUACGUUUUUCUGGGCCCAUCACGAAAAAAUAUGUAUUGUCGACCACUGCGUUGCGUUCUGCGGAGGUGUAGAUUUGUGUUUCGGAAGAUGGGACUUACCAUCGCACCCUGUUGUCGACGACAAGCCAACCGGAUUUGAGAUUGAUAAGAAUAUCCCACGAGAUGCUGAUAAUUGCCAGCUAUGGCCUGGGAAAGACUACUCGAAUCCGCGAGUCCAGGAUUUUUUUAACCUUGACCAACCAUAUGAGGAAAUGUACGACCGAGAAAAGAUUCCUCGCAUGCCGUGGCAUGAUAUUGGUAUGCAAUUGGUUGGUCAGCCUGCUCGCGAUCUCAGCCGUCACUUCAUCCAGCGUUGGAAUUUCUUGCUACGGCAAAGGACGCCCUCCCGCCCGACACCAUUCUUGCUUCCGCCAACAGACUUCAUACCUGCCGAUCUCGAGGCUCUGGAAUUGGAAGGCACGUGUGAAGUGCAGAUCUUGCGAUCUGCUUGCUCGUGGUCCAUCGGUACGCCUACCCGAGUCGAACAUAGCAUCAUGAACGCUUAUGUGGAUAUGAUCAAAAAUUCCGAGCACUUCGUCUACAUUGAAAACCAGUUUUUUAUCACUUCGUGUGAGAUGAGCGGGACGGUCAUUGAGAACAAGAUCGGCGACGCUCUUGUCGAACGUAUUAUUCGCGCGCACGAGAAUGAGGAGUGGUGGCGCGCUUGCAUCCUCAUUCCAUUGAUGCCUGGCUUUCAGAAUGCAGUGGAUGCGCAAGACGGAAGCAGUGUUCGUAUUAUCAUGGAGUGCCAGUACCGAAGCAUCUGCCGUGGGCCUACCUCUAUUUUUGCUCGUCUUAGAAAUCAUGGGAUCGAACCUGAGGACUACAUUGAAUUCUAUGCUCUGCGGUCGCACGGACAGAUUGGCCCAACGAAAGCACUAGUUACUGAACAACUUUACAUUCAUGCAAAAGUCAUGAUUGUGGAUGACCGCAUUGCCAUAAUCGGCUCCGCUAACAUCAAUGAAAGAUCAAUGUUAGGCUCACGAGAUUCGGAGGUGGCUGCCAUUGUCCGGGACAAGGACAUGAUCCCAUCGCGUAUGGCAGGGGAGGACUACAUGGUCGCUCGGUUUGCUCAUGAACUCCGUGUGCGACUCAUGCGUGAGCACCUCGGUCUUGAUGUAGACAAAAUCCGGGACGAAGAGCUGGAGAAUGCCCAGAUCGAAUACGAAAUGGGUCUUGUGAACGGCAAAGGCCACGGUCACAGCUGCGAACUGGAGGAUGCUCAGUCCGUGGCAUCUAUAGACUCGGAUCGUGCUGUCGAACAGAAGCUCAUCAGUAACAGACACAAGACUCAGGAAGAAUUGAUUGCGAAGCAAGAACAGUUGAAGAGCUUUAACCACGACGUCGAUUGGACGCAAGCGAACAACCCGCAUAUAAAACCAACAAAAAAGAAGACCCAAGAUGCCCGUAUCAACAACAACGAAGAGUUCCGUAAGGAUCUGCUCGGCAUGGGUGCCGAUAAGAUGCUCGAACACGAUGUCAACCAGGGCGAUCAAGAAGCGCGUAACACGACAACGCUAUACGAUCAUGAAGUGCUCGUCUCGGAUAUUGCCCCUGAAGGCAGAGGUACAACAUCCUCGCCGCAGAAAAACAAAGCGGACCUCUUGGCGAGAAAAUUAGCCCGAGAGGCCGCGGAAGCAGAGGGAAAGAGACCGGAAACUCUGCCCCCACCUCCUCCAGAACGCAUGGACACCCACGACCUCGGUUUGCCGCAAGUGUCUCAAUUACCUGCUUUGCCAGUCAGCGAUGAUACUGACAUCGGCGGCCCUCCCAUGCAGAGAACCUUGUCAUCUGCAUCGAAUCGUAUCCUACAACCUCUGCUUCAAGAUAUGCGGCGCCCAACAGUUACACCUGAUUGCAUGUUAGACCCUAUUGCAGAUUCAUUCUUUAAUGAUAUAUGGCAGACAGUUGCCGAGAACAACACCAAAAUAUACCGGCAGGUUUUCCGCUGCCAGCCAGACAACGAAGUAAAGACCUGGCAGCAGUACAAGGAGUACAUGGCAUUCAGUGCGCGAUUUGCAGAAGCUCAAGGCCUAGGAAAAGCUCCUGCCCGUGCUCAGCAAGGUUCGAGAGGCAAGAGUGGUCCACCGGGUGACGGUGUGACGAAUCCACUCUUGCAAUCUGAAUCUGUUACAGAGAAGGCAACACCCGGUUACCUAUGCAAAGACAACAGCAAGGAGAGCAAUUCUUUUGAUGAGAAAUCAUCUUUUCCCCAUGGUACGGUUGAAGAAUGGGCAGCAGAUCAAGAGAAGAAGGCGCUUCGUAAUGAGCCCAUCUUCAGUCCUCAACCAGACAAUUCUGACAGAGGCAUGGAGGGCGUUACUUCUAGGGACUUCCAUGAUGCUAAUGGCAAUGGUUUCGGUGAUGUCGGCUCUCUCACCGAGGCGAACGGCACAGCUGAUAGGGCCGAGAUUGGUCGCCAACGCACAAUCACUAUCUCCGAGCCGGUCAAGGAGAAGGAGCUUCGUGGAACAACACCUCCUGUAGGAAAAUCAAACUCAACGUCUACACGUGACACCGCUGGAGGCAGUCAACGUAGACGCCGCAGGACUACAACGCGUUCAAGCCACAGGCCAUUCCAUGCCGAUGAUGCGGAUAUGUUGCUAGACAAAAGAGACGCGGAGGAGCUUCUUAAACUCGUUCAGGGCCACCUGGUUGUGUUUCCCUACGACUGGCUCGCAGAUGCGGACCAGAAAGGUCAAUUCCUCUACGCGGUUGAUGCUCUGGCACCGCUGGAAGUCUAUGACUGACCUGGUUCCCUUUUGCCAGACUUCGUGAAGAUCAUCUCUAACCCUUUCUGAACAUUAUGUCGAUUCGUCAUGUAACGGGGCAUUUUCCUUAUCUGUGUACUAGUUUUUAUCCACUUUGGCAGUCCUUAGCAAAAUCUGCAUUCUUAUGCAAAAAUGAAGUUUCAUAGCUAGUCAUCAUUGAUACAUCUUCUGUAUAAAAACAGUUUUUAGCGACAGGACACUUAGUAGUCGCUGUUUAUUUAAAAAUUUUCAGGACAGUUCUUAGGACUAGCUACUCAGCGAUCUUACUUUCUCUAUCAUGAAUUUGUGACGGUUUGUUUGCAGGACUCCUUCUCACUUAAGGCGAUGAUAGUUCAUUUCGAGAAUACAAAGUAGCAUUGGAAGAUCGGAUAUUUGACACGUGUUGUUGGUGGCUCUUUCUGCCAACUUGUAACCCACUGCUUUGUUUUGUUCCCUUGAUUUCAGUCUUUUCCCAGGUUUGUUACAAGAAGCCCG
This is a messenger RNA of Verruconis gallopava, 6500 nucleotides long. RefSeq lists its product as uncharacterized. The record is from RefSeq and is a predicted model, not a curated record. Lineage: Eukaryota; Fungi; Ascomycota; Dothideomycetes; Venturiales; Sympoventuriaceae. Gene Ontology annotation, molecular function: catalytic activity; phosphatidylinositol binding. Gene Ontology annotation, biological process: cell motility. Bases 348 to 6005 code for a protein of 1885 amino acids. The transcript is spliced from 2 exons.